AUGGCGAGCCCGGUCUCGAGUCAGCAUAGCGACCCCGGGCGGUUACAAUUGCAUGUCGCAGUCCGUCUCGGGUGCUGGUAUGGCCUGGGUGCGUUGCACCAGGACGGCCUGGGGCGAACCCAGGUCAUUACGACCCCAGCUUGCACCCAACACGUAACUGUUGCAUACACUUGGCCGGCAACGCCCCCAGAGGGUGUACAGGCCGUUGCAAUCACGCACCCGCCGUGCUGGUGCGCCUCGCGGGCGAACCAACUUAUUCCGAUUCGUCCGGACUCUACCAGUACCAAGAGUCCCCAGCAGACCAAAGCGAGCCAACCCCAGGGUUCUGUGGAAUCAGCUUCAACACCUAAUUCCACGCAUCAAGCCUGGCUGCCUGAGCAGCCGCUAUCAACAGCGGCGAGUGGCCGCCGUCGGGAGUUGGAGAACCCUUGGUCAUUCUCCGACUUCAGCGCUCCAGCAUGCUUCAGCAGGCCACCGGCCAUUCACAAUUACCUGAUCAUUGCCUCAGGAACUUCUUACAAACACCAUUGCCAAUCAAAAUUCCGUCAGCAGUACAAAAAUCCGGACCCGGUGAUCAAGUUAUCGACCAUGGACGACGAAAUGCGCUUGAUCAACUUCAUCAGCAGUAUACCACAAGACGUAAAUCCUUAUGAAGCAACGAUUGGAUAUCUGGAAGUGGCCACAACGCCUCCAACCCUGCCACAUUGGGCCCGUUUGACUUUGAGAUUUUUUAUAGGCUGCUACGCUUUAAUGUGGCUUCAAAGCUUUUACUUGUUGUAUGUCCGGUUCAAAACCAGGACGUUUAGGGUGAUAACCGUAACUCGUCUUGGCCUGUGGAGAGUUGAUGUGCCCAAUAUGUCCGGCUUGGCUUAUUUUCUCUAUCCGCCGCUGGUUAUUGCUGAUUUAACGCUUCAGCAGAAGAUUGAUGAAGGGGAAAGAGAUUUGACAAAUAAGCAUCUUGCUUUCAUUUGGGUUUGCGCUUGCCAAUGUCUGUCUAAUUAUUGGGAUGACCAGUGGCCAGAAGCAACAAGGCAUGGUCGGACGGUUCCAUUGCCACGUUAUGUGGUGAUUACAAUGAAUACCUUAUUCGUCUGUGUGCUGACUUGGAUCAUACCCUGCGUUAUCAUCUUGACCACUCAAUCCAACGAAGAAUACAAGAUCAUACGACGGAUUCUCGGCGAGAUUCUUGCAGUUCUGGAAGACUACAGAUCUAAAUAUGAUCCGAAUACCUAUCAAUCUUCUAGGCUCAUAGCUGCGUUACUCCCAGCUAGGGAAAUAUUAUUGCAUGAGAAAAAUAUGGCUCGCUACUUGCGCACGGCUCUUAUUAUUGGCUUGUCGAACCUAUUAUUGCUGUGUCUGUUGUAUGCACCUUUGUUGAAGAAUUCUAUCGGAGCAAUUCAGCGACGCACAGAGGAGUGCACGUUCGCAGUGGCAAUAUCUCCCUUUGACCAAUCAGGGGCGCAGUUUGCACAUAUCAAGCAUCGAGUGAGGCAGGAGUAUUGGACUUCUUUUAUCCAUGGACUGGCAGUCUAUAUGACCGCGCUGGCACUCGUUCCGAUAUUGAUCUGGCAGGGAAUGCAUGGCCCGUUUGCAAUCAGUGGUAAUGCGAUUGAGCUUCUGUUGAACCUCCAGGCUAGAAGGCUACUAGACCUCUAUCGCAUCCAACAAAAUGCAUCCCGCACGAUCUCACGAAACGGCACCAGCCAAUUACAUCUUGAAGUCAGCUCAACUGAGAGUGCAGGUGUCACAGAUACUGCUCAUCGAGACCCGUUGUCCCUGGAUGAAUUGCAGGCUUCCAAAAAAUCGAUGAUUUAG
Molecule: messenger RNA, 1815 nt
Organism: Puccinia graminis f. sp. tritici CRL 75-36-700-3
Lineage: Eukaryota; Fungi; Basidiomycota; Pucciniomycetes; Pucciniales; Pucciniaceae
Exons: 17
Coding region: 1-1815 (604 amino acids)
Source: RefSeq, a predicted model, not a curated record